Daphnia magna is the source of this 5834-nucleotide messenger RNA. Its product is annotated as nephrin. Gene Ontology annotation, molecular function: cell adhesion molecule binding. NCBI's taxonomy places the organism in Eukaryota, Metazoa, Arthropoda, Branchiopoda, Diplostraca, Daphniidae. The record is from RefSeq and is a predicted model, not a curated record. Gene Ontology annotation, biological process: cell-cell adhesion. Gene Ontology annotation, cellular component: cell-cell junction.
AGUCUGCGAGAGAAGGAGGUCGUGUCCGACGUUACUGUGAAAUUUUCGCUUUUUCACAUCGCAACAUCGUUUUUGUUUUUCCCAAAACAUUUUUUUUCCGAAACUAAUUUCAAACAUCAUACAAAGCUAUUUUUGUUUUGCUAGCCCAAUUAGCAAUUGUUUUCCAAUGAAAGUGUGACUUUGGUUUUCUGCUCCCGCCACCUGCAUCGGACACCAUUUUUUUUUUUUUGCUCGACCCGCGUGGAUUUCAGUUGCACCUGUGCUUCUUUUCCCAACCGAAUACAUUCUAUGGUUUAUGUCUAUGUGUGAGUGUCUGUGUUAUAGAGAGUUUGGUGGUGUUCCUGGGUGUCAGCCCAGGGCCUGCGUCGAUCAUCAGUCGCAGCCAAAAAGAGAGAAAAAGCAGAUAUACUCUAUACUGAUUAGCAUACGAUUUGACUGUUAAAAACGUUUUCAGACCUCCCAGGAGAGAAAUAACUAUACAAAAAAAAAACCAAAAAAGGAUUGAUGUUUGUUUCUUUUCGACUUUGAUGAGCCAUCGGUGUGUGUACCCGUGUGUCUCUCGUGAAUGACUCUGACCAACAGAGUCUGUGAUUGGCUACCAUCAUCCCGUGAAACUGGAUUAAAACUGUGAGCCGGAUUAUCCUUUAUUUCUUCUUCAUACCCCAUACACUCACUUGUGCGUGCUACAAUCGAGUGGAACUAAAACUUUUCUCUCCCCCCCCCCAUCUGCACGUGAUCAGUUCAAUCAUCAUGGAUUGGCAGUCGACGAAAAUGCUCCACCUGUCGGUUUGCCUGCUGUUGAUCACCUUGUUAUCCACAUCAUGCGACGGACAGCAACAGCAGCAAUACUUUACCGAGCGGCCGCAGAACACUAGCGUCCGUGAGGGCCAGAUGGCCGUCCUACGUUGCAAAGUCGGUAACCAGCAAGGCCGUGCUCAGUGGACCAAAGAUGGAUUCGCUCUCGGUUUCGAACGAACGAUCCCGUCCUUUCCGCGCUACACGAUCAUGGGCAGCGAGGAACAAGGCGAGCACAACAUUCGGAUCGAGAACGCGACGCUCGAUGACGACGCCGAGUACCAAUGUCAAGUCGGACCGCGGGGAUUGUCCAAGCCCAUCCGGGCAGACGCUCAGCUUACCGUACUCAUUCCGCCUUCCAGCGUGGAAAUUGUCGACUAUGUGGCCGGAUCGCGGAUCAUGUCCAGGGAAGGGGAGGAAUUGUUGCUCCAGUGUUUGGUGCGUAACGCCAAACCGGCGGCUGAGAUCGUCUGGUUCAAGCGCAACGUGGAAAUUAAAUCCGAACGGAUAGAGAACACCACCUCCGAUGCUGAAUUGCCUCGUCGAUUCGACACCCGAUCCAAGUUGACUAUUCGAGCCCAGCCGGACGACAAUGAAGCCGACUACAUUUGUGAAGCCCGUCAUCCGGCCCUGAUUGCGCCCAAACGCGCCAGCGUGGCUCUCAACAUUCAGUAUCCACCAGGACCGCCGGAGAUUAUCGGUUACACGGAAGGAGAAACAGUCCGCAUGGGCCAGGAAGUGAAACUGGAGUGCAUUUCGCGCGGCGGCAAUCCACUAGCGCAAAUUGUCUGGUACAAGAAUGAAGUCAAGAUUGAUCACGCUUACGAAACGACAGGUCGUGAAUCGCGAAACGUUCACAUUUUCCGUGCCGAGGCGAGCGAUAAUAACGCGCGCUUCCGCUGCGAGGCCAGCAACGCGCUCACCACCACGCCCAUGAAAGCCGAGAUCACGCUCACCGUUCACUUCGGGCCAAAAACGGUGACAGUCACGGGGCCCAGUGAGGCCAAAGUGAACGAUACGGUGUCGCUUGAAUGUUCGACGACCAACAGUAAUCCAGCGGCGCGAAUCACGUGGGUACUGGACGGGCGGGAAGUGCGCGAAAAUGGAUCGCGCAUUGCCACGUCGCCCGACGGCGGAUGGGUUUCGUCCUCUAACUUGACGACCACCGUUCGCGCCACGGGCCGUAACGUAACUGUGUCGUGCCAUGCCAUUGUGGCCGAUCUUGCCCAGCGUGUCGCAGAGACGAAAAUCAUCAGCGUCGUCUAUCCACCGGAAGCGCCUAGCAUCUCGGGAAUGCGUGAUCGGACUAUUCGGGACAAUUCGUUCUACCAAAUGAACUGUAUGUCGAUGGGUGGCAAUCCUCCCGCCACGCUCAAAUGGUUUUUGUCGGGUAGCCGUAAAGAGAUCAAAGCCAACUACACAAAUCACGGCAGUGUGGCACAGUCGCUGCUGGAAAUGCAGGCCAAACGCGAAGACAACGGCAAGGAACUGCGUUGCGAGGCCAGCAAUCCGGCCCUUGAGGGAAAUUUGGUUGAUUCCACAACUAUCAGGAUCGAGUUUGCUCCGAAACAAUUGACGGUGAAAGUUCGGCCGGAGAAACUUCGGCCCGGUCAAAUGGUGACGAUUACGUGCGAAUCAGAUAGCAGCAAUCCAGUUUCGCGAUUGACGUGGCUUCGGGGCAACGGCCAAGUUAUCCAACCAGCUGGAAAUAGCACGGUACCUGGCGCCUAUUCGGGCAUCGUUAGUAAAUCGACGCUGCAGAUGGAAGUCACACCCGAAUUGCACGGUGUAGUCAUCACCUGUCAGGCCAAUAACGGUAUCGGCCCGCAAAUUCACGACGCCAUCACAUUGGAAGUUUUAUACAAGCCACAGUUUCAGCAACCAAGCGAUUAUAGCGUGGACGUGAUCGAAGGCGAGCCGGCCAUCGUCAACUUGACUGCGCGGGCCAAUCCUUCUGAAAUGACUUACAAAUGGUUCCGCGAUGGCACUGCCAUCAAACAGUUGAAGGAAGCCAACGCUUAUGAUCGCAUUACGUUUGAUGGGCCGUUGCUCAACUUGACGGUGGUGCGCAGAGACGACAAAGGCGAAUACAAAUGCGAUGCCACCAACGCCGAAGGUUCCCGCAGCCACACCGUGCGACUCAACGUCCAAUAUCCCGCUUCCAUCGUUCAAGCUCGAUCGACUGUCAUGAUUAACGAGGGUAGCGACGCUGAAUUUGAAUGCCGAGCGGCUGGCAAUCCGCUGACGACCACAACAGUAUUUUGGCGCCGGGCUGGUUUCGAUAUGGAAGGACGUACUUCACAAACACCGGGUGUCGGUGUGGCUUACCUGCUUGUCCGAGAGAUCACUCACAACGACACUGGAGCAUUCGAAUGUGUAGCCAACAACGGCAUUGGUCAGGAAUCGAUCGAACAGACGUGGCUCGUAGUCAAAUAUAAGCCGCUGAUGGACGACUCUCCUCAACUGACGAAAGCUGCCGGAGACGAGGGACAAUUGGCCAAAUUGGUAUGCAGGGCUCAAGGAGCGCCCAACAUCAGUUUCGGAUGGUCGCGGGAGGGUACGCCUUUGACUCCUAGCGACAAGUACUCGUUUAGUACGCGCCAGGUGGACAUCGUGACAUGGGAAUCGACAAUGGGUGUCAGCAACGUUCGCUCGCGUGACUACGGUCUCUACGAUUGCAUUGCCCGCAAUGAGAUGGGCACCAAUUCGGCCAAGGUGGUCUUGUCGGGCACUAGCCGCCCCGAUCCGCCAUUGGCCCUGCACGUUGUCAACGUCACUCACGACUCUGUUUAUUUGGCGUGGCGUUCCGGCUUUGACGGAGGGCUAUUUCAAUCGUACCGCUUACGAUACCGCCAGAUCGGAAACGAAUUUUACAAAUACGCGGAUGUCUACCCGACCAACGUGACCGCUUUCACGCUGGGUGGACUGGCGCUGGGCACUGAAUAUCUCUUCGGCAUAAUGGCGUUCAACAAUCUUGGCGAGAGCAACUACACACAGGAUAUCGUCAAGGCCAGGACGUCGAGUCCCGACGACGACAUGAACGCCGAUCUGCUAUUGACGCGUGGCGAUUCGCCCAAGAUCAUCAUCAUUGCCGUUUCGACAGCUGGUGCUUUACUUCUUGUCCUCAAUGUGGCUCUCGUUCUCUGCUACCUGAUUCGAAGACGUAAGAAGAAAUGCAUGGAAGAAGCCAUGUCCAGCGAAGGCGGUAGCAGUAAAUCGGCCACUAUUGAAAUGUACGCCCCGAGUAGCUACAACGAAACGGUCAACGGAGAAACGCUCAGCUCGAUAUCGGAAAAGAGCGAGUCGUACAGUCAAAACGGAAGCCACAGCGAUUACGCCCCUGAAGAUGCAUCCAAGGUAGCCGUUAGCACUUACCUGAUCGAUCAAGCUGACGGCCAAGUAGCUUACGGAUCCUACCGAGUGGCUGCCAAUAAUCCAGCUCAAGCUGGCAGUGGACAUGGAACCCUGUCACGUCCACCCAAGUCGGUCAAUUUCGACAUGGGUGAGGACAACUACAUUGACACUCUUCGUCGCAACGCCUACACCCAAGGCAAUGAAGCUAUGUAUGGCAAAUCUCGGAUGGUGACGCCCAUUUCGCCUCAUUCGGAUGCGUACUAUGGUGUCAACGCCAAUUCACCAGUCAACUACCCUCCGGCGCCGCAUCCUUCAUUCCACACGACUGGCACCAACCAUCGCUACAAUCCAUUGAGUGAACCAACUGGAAAUCAUGGCGCACACAGCCCCUACACGCCGAUGGGCACGCUGAAUAUUCCGGCUGCCAACGGUGUCUACGGUCCGUCUCCAUCGUCGUCGGGACGAGCGUCUGCUCUACCCGUUAACCUGCCCCUACCGCUGCCCAUGUCGAUGCAAGGGCACGGCCAAUUUUCCUCGUUUAAUCCAUCGGAAGGUCCUUCACCAAUCAUGGAGGCUACGGCGCAAUUCUCCGGUCCGUCUCUCGCCACGGUGCGGUCCCUCGAAACGGAGGGCCAUCUUGUUUAAAAUGAUUUCUUUCUUGAAGAGGCAUAACGAUCCAUCUUUUCCCUUAAGCAAACACACACACACACACACCAAUCCGUUCGUUCCCGAAAUCCGAACCCGUCUCUUCUCGCACUCCCAAAGAAGCAAGAUUUAAAACGCAGCGAAAUGUAUUUUUCGUUUUCGUUUCCCUCCCUAGCCCUGAGUUUGAAAAAAGCUCAAACAGACCACCUCUUUUUCUUUUGUUUUUUUGUUUUUUUAGAUUGUGACAGUUUGUCAUAGGCGAACAAAAGGCAUCUACCAUGUAAAGUGUUGAUCAUGUCCUAUACGACUUGAUUGUUCAACGAUCUCAAAAGUUGUUGGCCCAUUGUGCGGCAAAAUCCAUCUCUAUUGAAGAUUUCCGUUGAGACUGUAAGCGCGCAAGGCCGGCUCGUUUUCCCGGAUGAAAAACAAGUCGGCGGCGAGUAUGUAUAAUAUACCUACAUAAAUAUGAAUAUAGAUAAGAGUUAUGUCAUGUGCCUUACAUCGGUAGUGAGGGUUGCCCAGCGCGCGUGUAGUAUCCCUACCUUUUCUCCAUCCUUAUUGUUCCAUAAUGUUUCCGCGGGCCCUCUUAUUUUGAUGAUUUCUGUAAAUUUGAAUUCGCGGUGCGUAUACAAUUGUAGUAAUUGUACAGUAGACAGGCACCGAAGAAAACUUGUUGUCCUUUUGAAGACAGUCCCAAUUUCGUCGGUUGUCUGUCUUGCUUCUUUUCCCCCGGACGCCGUUUGCCAAGUAAUUCCUCCUCGCGAUUCUUCUUUUAACCAAGCAAACAAGAAAUAAUGUUCUAUUCGCCCUCUGAAGAUUGCUCUUGUCUUGUUUCUUCUCCCUUGAGUUGAAGUUAUCAGUUUUAUUUGUCUUUUUUUCUUUUUUUUUUUUUCAAUUACAUUAUGUUUGAAACGAUCGCAAGGCAAGGGAAGAGGGUCUAGUCAGGUGGCGGUUAUCAUCGUAAGUUUAACCAAAGAGGAAACAGUAACUUGACUCCCAACAUGCAGACAAUUCUUUCUUUUUUUUUUUUUUUUUUUAUU